Aspergillus piperis CBS 112811 is the source of this 2948-nucleotide messenger RNA. Its product is annotated as cullin family protein. NCBI's taxonomy places the organism in Eukaryota, Fungi, Ascomycota, Eurotiomycetes, Eurotiales, Aspergillaceae. The record is from RefSeq and is a predicted model, not a curated record. Gene Ontology annotation, cellular component: Cul3-RING ubiquitin ligase complex. Bases 204 to 2678 code for a protein of 824 amino acids. Gene Ontology annotation, biological process: ubiquitin-dependent protein catabolic process; protein ubiquitination. The transcript has 4 exons. Gene Ontology annotation, molecular function: ubiquitin protein ligase binding.
GGCGAUGAUUCGAUGAGUGUGGCGAAGCUCUCGAUUGUUGAACUGGUGGACCUUUGGAUUAUAAACCGAUAACCUAGCUGUCCGUCUGGCUGCAUUGUUUGAGCAUCCGGAUACGUCACUGUUCUGUGCGGCGAGGAUUGCCCCGCGCAUCAGAGCUGUCAAUCAUCUGUCUAGCUGGAUGAUAUUUGUUCGAGUUUGCAAAUAUGUCUUUACGCGCAAGGAAUAAAAUCCGUGCUCCGCGCAGGGGCAUGACAGGGAGCAAAACCAACGACUUUGAAACAAGCUGGGCCGAACUUUCUACCUCGCUAAAGAAAAUUCAUACUAAAGAUGCCUCGGCUUUGUCUUUUGAGGAAAUAUAUCGCAAGUCCUACAACAUCGUCCUGGGAAUGCGUGGAACGGAAUUGUACGAACGGAUUCAGCAACUGGAACGUGAAUGGUUAGAUACCGAAGUCCACAAAUUGGUGACCGGGGCCAUCUCUCCGAGUCUGCUGCUGGCGAAGCAACUGGUGGAUGCGCAGGACCAGGCCAAUGAGCGGCGAGAUGCAGGAGAGAGAUUUCUGGCAGUGCUCAAGGAAGCUUGGGAGGAUCAUCAGCUAUGUAUGAAGAUGAUCACGGAUGUUCUUAUGUAUAUGGACCGUGUUAUGUCGACGGACCAUCGAAAGCCAUCCAUUUAUGUGGCAUCAAUGGCGUUGUUUCGAGACCAUGUGCUUCGCGCCCCCAUUCGACCUGACACCACGACGAGCGUAUACGAUGUAUUGGAGUCGACUGUGCUGUUCAUGCUACAACUGGAACGGUCUGGGCAUAUAAUCGACAGGCCCCUGAUCAGACACUGCGUGUAUAUGCUGGAGGGGCUCUACGAGACUAUUACAGAGGAGGAAUCAUCAAAGUUGUACCUCACGGUCUUUGAGCCGGCAUUCUUGGAAGCCAGCAAGAAAUUCUACCAGGUUGAGGGGCGGCGAUUGCUGGAGACUGGUGAUGCUGCAACCUUUUGCAAGGUCGCCACAGAGCGUCUCUCGGAAGAGACGGAGAGGUGUAUUGACACGCUGUCAUCACUCUCAAAAACGAAGAUCAAGGAUGUCCUCGAUAAUGAACUGAUAAAGAACAACAUCGCCGAGGUGGUCAAUCUCGAGGGUACCGGUGUUAGAACCAUGCUGGACAAUGAUCGCAUCGAUAAUCUACGAAGCGUUUACGUGCUCAGCGCAAGAGUAGACAGCAAGAAGACCCCUUUGACUACUGCCGUGCAGAGGCGGAUCGUCGAGAUGGGCAAGGAAAUCAAUGCCUCUGCAAUUGCAUCGCAAGUCUCGGCCAGUGCUGCAGGCAAGAAGCCCGAACCUGGUGAAAAGAAGCCAGCAGAGAAACCGGUGAACCAACAAACAGUGGCUGCCAUUAAAUGGGUGGACGAUAUCCUGCGUCUGAAGCAGAAGUUCGACAAUAUCUGGGAGAAUGCAUUCGAGUCUGAUCAGGUCCUGCAGAGCGCGAUAACCAGCAGCUUCUCGGAGUUCAUCAACUUUUCUCAAGGUGGAGACUCGCGCAGUUCCGAAUACCUCUCCUUAUUCUUCGACGAGAAUCUGAAGAAGGGCAUCAAGGGCAAGACAGAUGCCGAGAUUGAUAUUUUGCUGGACAACGGAAUCACGCUGCUGCGUUACAUCAAAGACAAGGACAUGUUUGAGGCAUACUACAAGAAACAUCUCUCUCGUCGUCUGCUGAUGAAGCGCUCCGUGAGCAUGGAUGCUGAGCGACAGAUGAUCUCGAAAAUGAAGAUGGAAGUGGGCAACCAGUUCACACAGCGCCUGGAGUCUAUGUUCAAGGACAUGACCAUCUCUGAGGAUCUGACGUCGAGCUACAAGGAACACAUGCGACAGUCCAGCGACCCCGACCAAAAGCGAAUUGAAUUGGACAUCAACGUGCUCACCAGUACGAUGUGGCCCAUGGAGAUCAUGUCCAACGCCAGAAAUGACGAGGUUCAACUACCCCCUAUCCUUCCCAAGGAGGUCGACAGCGUCAAGCAAAGCUUCGAACAGUUCUAUCUUGGCAAGCACAACGGCCGCAAGCUGUCGUGGCAAGCCAGCAUGGGCACGGCCGAUAUCCGCGCCACCUUCCAACGGGCCAAUGGCAAGGUCCAGCGUCACGAACUCAAUGUCUCUACCUACGCCAUGAUCAUUCUGCUGCUUUUCAACGACGUGCCCGCGGGCGAGUCACUUACCUACACUGAGAUCCAAGAACGCACUCGUAUCCCUGACCACGAUCUUAUCCGAAACUUGCAAUCAUUGGCCGUCGCACCCAAGACUCGUGUCCUGAAGAAAGAUCCCAUGAGCAAGGACGUCAAGCCCACAGACAAGUUCGUCUUUAACAACGAGUUCCAAAGCCCCUUCAUGAAGGUCCGCAUUGGCGUUGUCAGCGGCAGUGCCAACAAAGUCGAGAAUCAAGACCAGCGCAAGGAGACGGAGAAGAAGAUGAGUGAGGAGCGCGGAGCCAGCAUCGAGGCUGCCAUUGUCAGAAUCAUGAAACAACGAAAAACACUAAUCCACUCGCAACUCAUGACCGAGGUGCUCUCUCAGCUAUCCGCACGAUUCGUCCCCGACGUCAACAUGAUCAAAAAGCGCAUUGAGAGCUUGAUUGAUCGCGAGUAUCUCGAGCGAGUGGAAGAGGAUCCUCCUACUUACGGAUACGUGGCGUAGCCGAUCUUCCUCUCUGCUAGUUUUCUAUUCAUUUUCACGGUUGUUUCCUUUUGUUUCAUCGGUGGCGUUGAGCAUACUGAGCAUGAAUGGCCUUGGACUUGAGCGGCGAUGGCGCACGGUAUGGACACGGAAUGAAAGCGUUUCAGCCUACAUAGAUGUUGGUUGUUUUAUCUAACUUGAUGCGGAUGUUUUACAAUGGUGGGUGGUGUAUCAGGACAAGCGAAGUGAUAUGCAGUGAUGAGUGAUGAUGCAUUGAUGAUUGAUACUGAG